CUAGUUUCCAUCUGCUCAAACUCUUCUGAGGGCUUGAAUUUGGGUAGCCAGAGUUAACUCCCUCUAGGUAAGGGACACACAGUGUCAGUUGUCUGCUGCUGAUGUGUUCUGUGCUAGGCCCUUGACUUCUACCAUCACUUCAUUCUCACAGCUGUCCUGCAGGUUGUCAAGUGCUUUUUUCCGCCAUUUGACAAAUGAGAAUAAGAGAGGGGAGCAACUUGCCUAGGCCAGAGCGCCAUAGCUUCUCAGGGGUACAGCUGGAAUCCAAAAUAGGACUACCUGGCUCUAAUACCCCAGGCCAUUCAUCUCACUCCCACCUUCCUUGGAACUAGCUCCUACUAUUGGACUAUGAAUGGCAGAUCAGGUGGUCUGGUACCUUCGCCUAGUCGUUUUGUAAACUUGAAUAGGCACAGCCUUUCUGAUUUAGUAGAAUUGGGGUACGGCUGAAGAUCCUGAUUUCCAAGCUCCCAGUGAUGCUGAUUCAGGGACCAACUUUGACUAGCAAGCCUCAUGUAUUGAAGGGCCCAUCGCUGGCAAGUGCUUCACACAUUAGUCACCGACAUGAAAGACAGGCUUCUUCUCAGACCUCAGAACAUUUCUGGGUGAUGCCCCAUGAUAUCGACAUAAGUUCCAUACCUAAAACGGCUCCCUGUGUCUUAGUGGCAGAGGCAGAAUGCGAUGGAAAGCUUGAAGGAGUCUGUCGAGCAGUGAAAUCGACUCGCGCAGUAUCAAGUAGGCAAGCUCGGAAAGACAAAUAGAAACGUGAAAGUCUGGCUAUAAUGAUAGUUGGACUCACCAUCUUACCAAGUAAAUACGGAUUCAACUGGGAUUCAGAAAGGAGGGUAACAGGCAAAACUGCAGCAUGGGUCAAUAAAAUACAAGCUCUGAUGGCUGCUGCAAGCUUAGGCCAAACUAAAAUUCCCAAAGGAAAUGGCUCUUAUUCUGUCGGUUGCACAGACUUGAUGUUUGAUUACAGUAAUAAGGGCACCUUCUUGCGUUUGUAUUAUCCAUCCCAAGAGGAUGACCACUCUGACACCCUUUGGAUCCCAAACAAAGAAUAUUUUUUUGGUCUUAGUAAAUUUCUUGGAACACACUGGCUUAUGGGCAAAAUACUGAGCUUCUUUUUUGGUUCAAUGACAACUCCUGCAAACUGGAACUCUCCUCUGAGGACUGGUGAAAAAUACCCACUAAUAGUUUUUUCUCAUGGUCUUGGAGCAUUCCGGACAAUUUAUUCUGCUGUUGGCAUUGAUCUUGCAUCUCAUGGGUUCAUAGUUGCUGCUGUAGAACACAGAGACGGAUCUGCGUCUGCGACUUACUAUUUCAGGGACCAGUCUGCUGUAGAAAUAGGGAACAAGUCUUGGCUCUAUCUUAAAACCCUAAAACCAGGGGACCAGGAGGUGCCUCUACGAAAUGAGCAGGUGCGCCAAAGGGCAAAGGAGUGUUCCCAGGCUCUCGAUUUGAUUCUGGACAUUGAUCGUGGAAGGCCAGUGAAGAAUGCAUUAGAUGUAGAGUUUGAUGUGGAACAACUGAAGGACUCUAUUGACAGGAAUAAAUUAGCAGUAAUUGGACAUUCUUUUGGUGGAGCCACAGUUAUUCAGACUCUUAGUGAAGACCAGAGAUUCAGGUGUGGUAUUGCCCUGGAUGCAUGGAUGCUUCCCUUGGGUGACGAAGUAUAUUCCAGAAUUCCUCAGCCCCUCUUUUUUAUCAACUCGGAACGGUUCCAAUAUCCUGCUAAUAUCAUAAAAAUGAAAAAAUGCUACUCACCUGACAAAGAAAGAAAAAUGAUUACAAUCAGGGGUUCAGUGCAUCAGAAUUUUGUGGAUUUCACCUUUGCAACUGGCAAAAUAAUUGGAUACAUGUUCACUUUAAAAGGAGAUAUCGAUUCAAAUGUAGCAAUUGAUCUUAGCAACAAAGCUUCAUUAGCAUUCUUACAAAAGCAUUUAGGACUGCAGAAAGAUUUCGAUCAGUGGGAUUCUUUAAUUGAAGGAGAAGAUGAUAAUCUUAUUCCAGGGACCAACAUUGACACAACCAACCAGCAUGUCACUCUACAGAACUCUGCAGGAAGAGAGAAAUAGAAUUUAGAUCAAGAGCACUUUUUAAAAAGCUGUCUAAAAGUGUGUGUAUGUGUGUGAUUUUAAUGUUUUUUUUUUCUCAAAUAACUCUAUUGUAAAAUGUAGACUAUAUCAUAACAGUGAUUGAAGCUUGUACUGGAAUUUUUUUCUUUAAAUGUAAAGAACGACUGCUAUGUAUAACAAUCAUACCAGCCUAAAUUUUUAUUUUACUAAGAUGAUACUUUUUCAGUGCCAAAAUUAAUAACUAUUUUUACAUUCCUUUAGUGGACAAGUAUAUCAAAACAGGCACAAUGCUAAUGAAAACAUGUUGCAGUGACAUAACUAACUCCCCCCAAAUACAAUAAAUACAGAUUUUUUUUUUUUUUUUUUUUUUUUGCCUCUCUUUUCUAUUAUGAGUACAAUUGAGUUUUGGCAAUAUGGUAUUUCUAGGUAGGCUUUGGAAGCACUCCCCUUUGACUUUUGGUCAUGGUGAGAAAAAUCAGAUCACACAGAUGAUAAAAGCACUGAUUUACUACAGGAUUAGGGAUACUGUACAAUUUCAGUAUGAAAACUAAAUUAGGGGAGUGGCCAAGGAUAAGAAUAUUGGAGACAAGGCAAAGGCAGCAGAUUAAAAUGGAUUAAAGAGAGUUUA
Messenger RNA from Herpailurus yagouaroundi (jaguarundi), 2703 nucleotides. RefSeq names its product phospholipase A2 group VII (gene PLA2G7). Gene Ontology annotation, molecular function: 1-alkyl-2-acetylglycerophosphocholine esterase activity. The coding region runs from base 780 to 2075 and encodes 431 amino acids. The transcript has 11 exons. NCBI's taxonomy places the organism in Eukaryota, Metazoa, Chordata, Mammalia, Carnivora, Felidae. The record is from RefSeq and is a predicted model, not a curated record.